Messenger RNA from Clonostachys byssicola, 1344 nucleotides. The record is from the annotation of a GenBank genome assembly. Lineage: Eukaryota; Fungi; Ascomycota; Sordariomycetes; Hypocreales; Bionectriaceae.
AUGUCGGAAGAGCCCGAACCUUUGAAGCCGCUAAGGGCGCCAUUGCCUGGGCAUCCUGGAGGUUACGGGUGGGAUGACCGAUAUGAGGAGAUUGUUAGGAUCUUUCCACAUGAGCCGCUGGAGAAGUAUCUCAGAAACGGCUUCCAUCCCGUGACUCUCGGUGACAGAUUCUUUGACGGAAGAUAUACCGUAAGACAUAAACUUGGGUUUGGUGGCAGUGCAACUGUUUGGCUGGCAAAGGAUGAUCGCGAAAAUCAAUGGGUCGCUUUGAAGAUUAAGCAAGCUAAAGCAUCUUUAGACGAUCUUGAACAGGAUCCGGAGAUUAAAGCGCUAAAGCUACUCGAGCACAAAUACACCAUCCACGGCUCUACUAAGCCAAGAUGUUUUAGUCGCCUGUUAAGCUACUUUCAACACAUUGGCCCAAAUGGAACUCAUACCUGUCUCGUGACUGAGCUUCUUGGGCCAUCUAUAGCACAGAUGUUACGAGUUUUUGAUGCGAUGAUCCCUUGGGAUGACCCUGACUACCAAGAGGUCGAAACCUUCCGACCAGAUACAAUACUCAGAUCCUCGCGUCAACUCCUAGAAGCUGUUGAAACCCUAAAGGUCUGGGGGAUCGUUCACGGAGGCAUGGAGCCCCACGCAUCUUUCUCUUUUCACAUUUCCCCUUCCAAUGUUUCCUUCACCUGCCAAACUGCGAUUGACGACGAGGAUCUCAUAGAAAUACUGGGUGGCGAGCCUACUAUUGCGGAAUACUCAGCCUCGGAGCCACGAGAUGAGUGCCUCCCCAAGCAUUUAGUGCGGGCGGCCACAUGGAGCGGUUGGUUUGACUGCCCGGAGGAGAGCAUCCGUCUGAUAGAUUGGGGAGAGUCCUCUUCAGCGAACGACAAAGUUUCAGAGCUUUCCCAACCCAUUAACUUACGAUCUCCGGAGACAUUCUUUAUUGGCUCUUUUGACCACCGACAUGACUUGUGGAGAGCUGGUUGCGUGGAUUAUAUUGAAUCCAUGGCUCUAGUAAUGGGGCCACUUCCCUCGGCAUGGAAUGACCAAUGGGCCAGAAUGAUUCAAGAGAAGCCCGGACCCAGAGGAGACCCGCGCUUUCAGUCGUUACGUGAAACUUUUGAGCAGCGACGACAUUUCAUCAUUAAGCUGGCUGAAAAAGAUGAAGACUUUGAAAAACCGGACUUUAUCGAAGACGACUAUCAAGGACUCAGCUGUCUGCUGAGUGUCAUGGAAGGAUUGAUGCAGCAUGAGCCACAAGAGCGCAUUACAUCGGGAGAAGCCCUGGCGAGAAUUCAAUGGGUUGACCAGUGGGUUUGUGAUGUGCCAGAGAACGAAGAGGAAUGA